GAUGCCACUACUCGAUACUUUUUGUUGUAGUUGUACAUUUUUCGCCAAAAAUAAUAAUAAAAGUGAAAAAUUUUUUUUGUUAAUAUACGUUUUUUUUGUUGUACAAAGGAGAAAAUGUUAUUAAACUGAUUGUCCGCCGCAGCGUUUUCGUGACCCCCGCUCCAAAAAAAGAAGAACAGAAACGGCCGCCAGCAACAACAAGGUGCAGUAAAUAUUCAGUGUGUGCGCUGCGGCUUUCGCCUUCUUUAACCGUCAAUUGCUCCUGCUCCUGCCCACUAACAAAAAAAAAAUAAAAACAAAUUGAAAAAACAUAAGAAAGAGCGAAACCUUCAACAGCCAGAGGAAGUGAAAUGAUAAAGUCCACAACGAAUCCACAGGAACAGCGUCUGCCACGCCCCGAGGAUCAGCCGCAUCCGCCGCCGCCCCCUUCCUCCACCACCGCCGCCCCUGCCACGCCCACGCACCAAGUGGCCACCGUGAUAGCCAACAUGGACACCCUGAAGACCGCCUUUCUGCCCAAUCUCAGCAUGGACCCCAAUGUGCACGUGACGGCGCACUAUUGUCCCAUGUGCCACCAGCAGUUCGAGCGGGCGCAACACGCCGCGGAACACAUGCAGCUGUGCCACGGGAUCACGCUGAACGCGCAGGGAGCCAUCGCCUCCACGCUGGAGGGCGGUCAUCCGUCACAGGGACCACCACAACAGCACCUCAAGCCCAGCCAUGCCUGCUUCAAUUGUGAUGAGAAGUUCGGCAACACCGUCGACCUGGACGAACACCAUCGGCUGGUCCACCAGGCCUCCGCCUUCCUGGCCCGCUGCCUCAUGUGCAGCAUCUAUGGCAUCCACUCGGCCACCCAGCAGCCCAACGAGUACAAGUGCACGCAGUGCGGCUCCAUUUGCACCACCGCCAUGCUGGCCGCCGGGCAGCAGGGCUUCAUGGAGCAGCAGGAGGCGCCGGUGACGCCCGACGACCAGCUGCCGGCGAUGGCGCCCCGUGAUAUGAGACUGACGCCCGAGGAGCAGCACCACCAGCAGCAGCAGCUGCAGGCAGAGCACCACCACCAUCAACAGCAGCAGCAGCAGCAGGAACUGUUGGAGCAGCAGCAACGGGAGCUACAGGAGCAGGCGCAACAGCAGCAGCAGGUGCAUCACCACCAGCAACAGGAUCAGGAUCUCGCCGGCGACCAGGUGGCGCUGAAGGUGCCCCCACUCACCGUCAAGCUGAACAAAAACGCCAAUGGCGGCGGCGCCAUUGUGGCCCAUCCGCAGGUGAUCAUCAAGGAGGAGCCACUCAGCCUGAGCGACAGCGGCGAUGUGGUCAACUCAGUGCCCGUCUAUGCCAUACAAGCGAAUCCCGGGGUUCCCGCCCCGGCCGGUUCCGGUGUGCUCGUCGGCACGCAAACGGUGCCCGCCGAUCUGGCGCACAAGAUCCGGCACAAAUGCCCCGACUGCCCGAAGACCUUCAAGACGCCCGGCACGCUGGCCAUGCACCGCAAGAUCCACACAGGCGAAGCAGACGCCACGCCCAAAGAACGCCCCUACACGUGCUCCUACUGCGGCAAGUCCUUCACUCAAUCGAAUACACUAAAACAGCACACUCGCAUACACACAGGUGAGAAACCAUUUAGAUGUGGCUAUUGUGGCAGGGCGUUCACUGUUAAGGAUUACCUGAACAAACAUUUAACGACUCACACGGGAGAGAAGCCGUUUCAUUGCGGGUACUGCGAGAAGUCCUUCAGCGUGAAGGACUACCUCACCAAGCACAUACGGACGCACACCGGCGAGAAGCCGUACACCUGUCCGUACUGUGACAAGCGCUUCACGCAGCGCAGUGCCCUCACGGUGCACACGACCAAGCUGCAUCCGCUCUAGGGCAGGCCGGGCGGUGGCCGCCAGAUGCCCGUUGCUGCCCCAGCCGCUCCUCCUUCUGCUCCUCCUUCUGCACCUCCUCCUCCGCCGCCGUCGUCCGCCGACUCCGAUUCAGAUCCCAAGAAGCCAUCGGCAUAGGGGAGCGCCAGCGGAAACGGAAGUGGGAACGGAAACGGAAGCGGGAUGGACAACGGGUUGAGCAACCCAAAUGAAAGACCUUUUCAAAGACGAGAAACACCCACAAUACAUGGGCGUUAACUGAAGCGGAUGCAACGCAACCAACGACUGGCAAAUCUCUUCACAGUGCUGCUAGAUUAAAUUACUAAAUUAGAUACUUUCAUUUCGGUUAACACGGAAAAUAGAAACAAAGUUGUACUAAACUAGCGUACAGUUCGUAGAAUGUUUAAGUUAUUGCAAUCGAUUUUUGAUUUUUAUUAUUAUUUGGUUAUGUAGAUGUUUUGCAAUUUUAUUUUUAUACACUCUAUGUAAAUCGUAUAUAAUAUUUUGUUAUUCUAUGAGAUUUUAUAUGGUGACUCCUUAGCGCACACUCACUUACGCGCGGCGCUAUACCCACAAGCCCAACAAAACACAACACACCACACACCCACACACACAUUUAUUAUUUAUAAAGAGAGAGAAUAUUUUUUACUCCUAUACUUUGUGGCAAUAUUAUUUUUAAUACUUCCUGAACUUGUUUGUAAAUGUUAUUUAAAAGCAGCAAAACAAAGAAAGGUAAACUCAUGUCUACGCGCAAAACUUAAAUUAUUUCUUAAAUUAUAAACUUAUAUUAUUCGAACUCAAAACAACACAAAAUUAUUUAUUCUACAUGAAAACUUCUUUUCAAAAUUUCAACUCAUAGAGGAAAUGGCGAAGAACCAAUACGAAAUUUAGUCAUUUCUAUUCUACUAUUUGCACACGAGCAGGAUCUCGUUUGUUUUGGCUUUAAAAAUUUAUUUACUUUUAAUUAACUAAAUGAUUUAAUCAUUUUAGCUUGUUUUUAUUGAUGAAUGUUAACCAUUGUUUAUUUUUUAAAUUAUUUAAGUUGAAAGCGCUGCUUUUGUUUGUUAAACUAAACUUAACAGUGAGAUUGUAUAAAACUAAUGUAAAACAAAAAAAAAAACUAAGAAAUUAAUUUUACAAAAUUUGCAUUUUUAACGCAAGACAAAAAGUAUUUAAGGCAAAUCAAAAUGAGAAAUUUACGCUAAACGCAACACAGCUUUACGCGCCAAACUAGAAGAUUAAACAAAUUUAACAUAACGAUCUAAAUAAUUGAUACUUUUGAUAAAGAAGCUUGAAGUUGUUUUUGUAAUAUAUAUAAAUAUGGAUUCAUCAUUUUUACGACUACUUAAAAGCGUUUUUUAAACCAGCAAAUGAUUACUUGCAAGAGUUGUACGUACUAAACCAACUAAAACUGUAGCAAAACCAAAACCAAAACCAUGUACAUUUUUAUAACAUAGUGUUAUAUAAUUAUAAAGUAAACAAAUAUAUAAACAUGUAUCUAAUAUUAAUGCAUAAUACACUCAAACAAAUUGUCUACCUAAUGGCACAUAGCACAGCAACAAACGAUGCGCAGCGCAUGUAAAACCAAAAUAAAUUCUAAGUACUAAACUAUUGUAAUUCUUUAAGUUUUAAAUAAACCGAGAUGAGUUGACGAUCAAAAGCAAA
Molecule: messenger RNA, 3533 nt
Organism: Drosophila gunungcola (fruit fly)
Lineage: Eukaryota; Metazoa; Arthropoda; Insecta; Diptera; Drosophilidae
Gene: Cf2
Product: chorion transcription factor Cf2
Exons: 4
Coding region: 351-1871 (506 amino acids)
Biological process (GO): regulation of transcription by RNA polymerase II
Molecular function (GO): RNA polymerase II cis-regulatory region sequence-specific DNA binding; DNA-binding transcription factor activity
Source: RefSeq, a predicted model, not a curated record